Messenger RNA from Macadamia integrifolia, 2350 nucleotides. Its product is annotated as F-box/kelch-repeat protein At1g55270-like. Gene Ontology annotation, molecular function: protein binding. The record is from RefSeq and is a predicted model, not a curated record. The transcript is spliced from 2 exons. Lineage: Eukaryota; Viridiplantae; Streptophyta; Magnoliopsida; Proteales; Proteaceae. The coding region runs from base 827 to 2113 and encodes 428 amino acids.
GUCGGCAUGGUAGAUUUGUCCUUAACUGUUGUCCCACUCUCUCCCUCCUACUCCAAAGUCCAACAACAACUAUUUUCCAAUCAAUUUUUUCAGUUUUUGUUCCUCCUUUCACAAUAAGACGAGCAGGAAAGUUUAAAGCAAACAUCACACUUUCUUGAUUCCCCUCUUUCUCUCUCUAUUAAUGGUUUAGGUUCGCUUUUGUCUUUCAGUGAGGUACCCGUUUCUUGUUAUAAACUCUCUAGCAUUUGUUAGGUUACGCCAUUGAGGUCAUGGGCCCUUUACUGCACCGAAAAUUAAUGCAAUGUCUCUCUCUUUCAACCUCUAUCUCUGCAACUUUUUAGUUCUCGCCCCCUGUUUAGCAUUUCUGUUCUGGGUUCCUCUGGAGCAGAGAAUUUGGGAGUGUGCGUUUUGAUAUCUGGAGUAGAAAACCCAACAUUCUUUCGGUAUUUUGGAUAUGGGUUUCUGAUUUGGGAGAUGGGUUCGAAAGAUGGAGGAUGGGGGUUUUUAGGGUAAGUCUUGCAACGUUGCUCUUCAGGGAACACUGGGUUUCGUUUCUGGGUGUUUGUGAAAUGGAUUUUUUCAUUUUGUAGGUGAAGUUUAGAUGGGAGAGUUGGUGGGAUUGGGUUUCUAUUUCUUCUGAGUUGGAUUCUUAUUUGUGAAGAGGGUGACCUUGGAGAUGGAGUUGCAGUUACGAUUUUUCUGAUACGUACUCUGUGUUCGCUCUUUUAAGUUCAUUUGCGAGAGGUAUAGUUGAUCUACGAGGUUGAUUGUGAAGGUGGAGCGAUGGGUCAUUCUGUCAGAUUGAUGAACUUUUGAAUGAGGGGAUAUGGAGAGAGGGAUUCAACCACCAUUGGUUGAUACCACUGCGUGUUUCUGUAGAGUAGACGCAGGCCUCAAAACUGUUGCUGGGGCAAAGAAAUUUGUUCCAGGAGCAAAGCUCUGCCUUCAGCCCGACAUCAAACCAUCCAUUCAUCCUUCCAAGCACAAGACAGCUCGUGGAGAAAGGAGUCGGAAUGAAUCCCCUCUGCUUCCUGGGCUACCUGAUGACCUGGCGAUUGCUUGCUUGAUCCGGGUCCCACGAAUUGAGCACCAAAAGCUACGGCUAGUUUGCAAGAGAUGGUAUCGUCUCCUUGCUGGGAACUUCUUUUACUCCCUUCGCAAGAGCCUUGGGAUUGCAGAAGAAUGGAUCUAUGUGAUAAAGAGAGACCGAGAUGGGAAGAUCUCGUGGCACGCCUUUGACCCCAUAUACCAGCUGUGGCAGCCCCUCCCUCCUAUCCCUGGAGAAUACUCUGAGGCCCUUGGCUUUGGGUGUGCUGUUCUCAGUGGCUGUCACCUUUACUUAUUUGGAGGUAAGGACCCACUGAAAGGGUCAAUGAGACGAGUCAUUUUUUACAGUGCCCGGACAAAUAAAUGGCACCGUGCUCCUGAUAUGCUACGUCGAAGGCAUUUAUUUGGUUCGUGUGUUAUAAACAACUGCUUGUAUGUGGCUGGUGGGGAGAGUGAGGGGGUUCAUCGGUUCUUGAGAUCUGCUGAGGUUUAUGAUCCUAACAGGAAUAGGUGGUCCUUCAUUGCUGAAAUGAGCACUGCUAUGGUACCGUUCAUUGGGGUUGUCUACGAGGGUAAGUGGUUCUUGAAGGGGCUGGGUUCUCAUCGCCAGGUGGUGAGUGAAGUCUACAACCCUGAGACUGACAUUUGGUACUCAGUCUAUAAUGGAAUGCUUGCAGGCUGGCGGAAUCCAAGCACCACCUUGAAUGGGAAGCUCUAUGCUUUGGACUGCAAGGAUGGGUGCAAGCUGAGAAUCUAUGAUGAGACUACUGAUUCUUGGAGCAAGCAUGUUGACAGCAAAAUGCACCAGGGGAAUUCGCGGGCCUCGGAAGCUGCGGCACUUGUCCCUCUCAAUGGCAAGUUGUGUAUCAUCCGUAACAACAUGAGCAUUUCUCUUGUGGAUCUCUCAAAGUCCAUCAAUUUACAAGCUGGUGAUGGAGAUCAGCUGUGGGAGACUAUUGCAGGGAAAGGACAGUUUAAGAAUAUGAUCACAAACCUCUGGUCAAGCCUUGCAGGUCGUAACCGCCUGAAAAGCCACAUUCUUCAUUGCCAGGUUCUUCAAGCUUAAGAAACCCAGAUUCCACUUGAACAUUGACUUGAAGAGCCAAAAGCAUCCUUCAUAUGAGAGCUAUAUGACUUGCACCAUUUUGGAGUUGUGUGAAAUGUGAAAAAUAUAUAUAUGGAAACUGCAAAAUUGAUGGAGAUCUCCCCUGUAAGCAUGUUUUUACCUACAAUAGUCUUACAAUAUAAACAGUAAUAGUAUAUUUCCAUAUGUUAAUACAAGGAGUCUUGUUAUCUAAUGUAA